This is a messenger RNA of Acanthopagrus latus (yellowfin seabream), 7545 nucleotides long. RefSeq names its product diphosphoinositol pentakisphosphate kinase 1a (gene ppip5k1a). Bases 522 to 4772 code for a protein of 1416 amino acids. Gene Ontology annotation, cellular component: cytosol. The record is from RefSeq and is a predicted model, not a curated record. Gene Ontology annotation, molecular function: inositol hexakisphosphate kinase activity; 5-diphosphoinositol pentakisphosphate 1-kinase activity; diphosphoinositol pentakisphosphate kinase activity. Gene Ontology annotation, biological process: inositol metabolic process; inositol phosphate biosynthetic process. The transcript is spliced from 31 exons. Lineage: Eukaryota; Metazoa; Chordata; Actinopteri; Spariformes; Sparidae.
UCUCCCAUUGGUUGUUUCGGGACUUUUGGUCACCCGUGCGUCAAACUGAAAAUAACAAGAUUGGUUUCACAUGCAAACUGUCAAGAGUGAAGGAAGCGAGCGGGUGGCAGCGAUGUGAACCUCCCAGCCGCACUGACUGUUGGUAUCGAAUACAAAUGGAGGAAAGGACUGUCACGAGAUAAUUGGGGCUGUAGCCUCCACGUUGCUAAAGACUCUUGAGAAGACAUGAGAGAAGAAUUUGCUGAAAGUAGAAUGAGAAACUUGAGUAACGACCUGGAUUGACUGAGGACUGACGAGCACCAUCAUUUCCCACUGAAACUUUUACCUUUGAGCUCCGCUCAUUCAGACUCAUUCUGCUCCUCUGACACACACCUUCAUCCACCAGCUCUGCUGUCCAACCGAGGCAGAGUGGACCCGUCCCUCCCCCCAGGCCUUGCGCCCUCCCAUCGGCGGCCCGCUUUGGCGGUGUGUUGGUGUAAGAUGGCGCGGUGGGACGCUGAGGGCUGCCGCGGGGGACUGUGAUGUCAGAGCCCAACAGCCCGGGCGAGAGCCGGCGUGGCGCUCCCAGAUUCUUCGUGGGCUGCGAGGACGAUGAGAGCGAGGUCCUGGAAGACAGCAUGAGGACAGACAUGGAGCUAUAUGAGGACGACGAAGACACAGACUCGCCCCCAGAGCGACAGAUCGUGGUGGGGAUCUGCUGCAUGAUGAAGAAGUCCAAAUCCAAGCCAAUGACCCAGAUCCUGGAGAGGCUGUGCAGGUUUGAGUACAUCACUGUGGUCAUCUUCCCAGAGGAUGCCAUCCUCAACGAGGCCGUGGACAAAUGGCCUCUAUGUGACUGCCUCAUCUCCUUCCACUCCAAGGGAUUCCCGCUGGAUAAGGCAGUGAGUUAUGCCAAACUGAGAAACCCUCUGCUCAUCAACGACCUGAACAUGCAGUACUACAUACAGGACAGGAGAGAGGUGUAUCGCAUCCUGCAGGAGGAGGGCAUAGAUCUACCACGCUAUGCUGUGCUGAACCGUGAUCCAGAUAAUCCAGAUGAGUGUAACCUGGUGGAAGGAGAGGACCAUGUGGAGGUGAACGGAGAGAUAUUCCAGAAACCUUUUGUUGAGAAACCUGUCUGCGCUGAGGACCACAACGUCUACAUCUACUACCCCACCUCGGCUGGUGGUGGCAGCCAGAGACUCUUCAGAAAGAUCGGGAGCCGGAGCAGUGUGUACUCACCAGAGAGCAGUGUGAGGAAGACCGGCUCUUACAUCUAUGAAGAGUUCAUGCCAACAGAUGGAACUGAUGUUAAGGUGUACACAGUGGGGCCAGACUAUGCUCACGCUGAGGCUCGGAAGUCUCCUGCUCUGGACGGGAAGGUGGAGCGAGACAGUGAGGGGAAGGAGGUCCGCUACCCCGUCAUGCUCUCAGCCAUGGAGAAGCUGGUGGCCCGAAAGGUCUGCCUAGCAUUCAAGCAAACUGUGUGUGGCUUCGAUCUCCUGCGUGCCAAUGGACACUCUUAUGUGUGUGAUGUCAACGGUUUCAGUUUCGUGAAGAACUCGAUGAAGUACUAUGACGACUGUGCCAAGAUCCUCGGGAACAUCGUGAUGCGUGAGCUGGCUCCUCAGUUUCAGAUUCCCUGGUCCAUCCCGACCGAGGCAGAGGACAUCCCCAUUGUGCCCACUACAUCAGGGACCAUGAUGGAGCUCCGCUGUGUCAUUGCUGUCAUCCGACAUGGAGACCGAACGCCCAAACAGAAGAUGAAGAUGGAAGUUCGCAACCCCAUGUUCUUUGAUCUAUUUGAAAAAUAUGGAGGAUACAAAACAGGGAAAUUGAAACUGAAGAAGCCAAAACAACUGCAGGAGGUGCUGGACAUCACACGGCAGUUGUUAGCAGAACUGGGACAGCACAAUGACUGUGAGAUAGAAGAGAAGAAAUCUAAACUGGAGCAGCUGAAGACUGUUCUGGAAAUGUAUGGCCACUUCUCUGGGAUCAACAGAAAAGUGCAACUAACCUACCUGCCCCAUGGGCAGCCAAAAACCUCAAGUGAGGAAGAAGACACACGUAAGGAAGGUCCGUCUCUGCUGCUGGUGCUGAAGUGGGGAGGAGAGUUGACUCCUGCUGGCAGAGUGCAGGCUGAGGAGCUGGGAAGGGCCUUCCGCUGUAUGUACCCCGGAGGACAAGGGGACUAUGCUGGCUUUCCAGGCUGCGGGUUACUGCGGCUACACAGCACCUACAGACAUGACCUGAAGAUAUAUGCUUCUGAUGAAGGAAGGGUGCAGAUGACGGCUGCCGCCUUCGCCAAGGGUUUGCUGGCUCUGGAGGGGGAGCUGACACCCAUCCUGGUGCAGAUGGUGAAGAGUGCCAACAUGAACGGGCUGCUGGACAACGACAGCGACUCCCUGAGCAGCUGCCAGCACCGAGUGAAGGCCCGACUGCAUGAGAUUCUGCAGAAGGACAGAGACUUCACCGACGAAGACUUCGACAGGCUGGCUCCGACCUGCAGUGACUCUUUGGUGAAUUCAAUGAAGAUAGUCCAGAACCCAGUGGCCACAUGUGACCGGGUCUACGCCCUCAUUCAGAGCCUCACUUCACAAAUCCGCAAAAGGAUGGAGGACCCCAAGUCAGCUGACCUGCAGCUGUACCACAGUGAGACACUGGAGCUGAUGCUGCAGCGCUGGUCCAAACUUGAGCGUGACUUCCGCAUGAAGAACGGCCGCUACGACAUCAGUAAAAUACCAGACAUUUACGACUGUGUGAAGUAUGAUGUCAUCCACAAUGCUACUUUAGGGCUGGAGGACACUCUGGAGCUGUUCAGACUCUCUCGAGCUUUGGCUGACAUCGUCAUCCCACAGGAAUAUGGCAUAAAUAAAGUGGAGAAAUUAGACAUAGCAUAUGCCUACUGCCUCCCGCUGGUCAGAAAGAUCCAGCUGGACCUGCAGAGGACCCACGAGGACGAGUCUGUCAACAAACUACACCCUCUGUACUCUCGAGGAGUAAUGUCUCCAGGGCGCCACGUCAGGACACGUCUAUAUUUCACCAGUGAGAGUCAUGUCCACUCCCUGCUCAGCAUUUUCCGCUAUGGAGGUUUGCUCGAUGAGGAGAAGGACCAGCAGUGGAAGCGUGCCAUGGAUUACCUCAGUGCUGUCUCUGAACUCAACUAUAUGACUCAGAUUGUCAUCAUGCUGUAUGAGGACAACAAUAAGGACCUCACCUCAGAGGAGCGCUUCCAUGUAGAGCUCCACUUCAGCCCUGGUGUCAAAGGUGUCGAGGAGGAGGAGAACGCACCGACCGGCUUCGGCUUCAGGCCCGCCUCUGCAGAGAACGGGCAGAAACAGACGGACCCCGGCAGCCUGGAGGACCUCUCACGGGAUGAGACCGACCGUGCCGUGCCAUUGUCUGAGCCAAUCACCAUUCAGAGGAGGUCCCCACUCAUACGCAAUCACAAGACUGGAUCCAUGGAGGUUCUAUCCGAGACAUCAUCCUCCAAAGUGGGCAGUUAUCGACUCUUUUCGCUCUGCUCACGACAAUCCCCUGAGAUGAAACAAAGUGGAUUAGGCUCUCAGUGCGCCGGGCUCUUCAGCACCACUGUCCUAGGUGGGUCCUCUAGCGCCCCUAACCUCCAGGACUACGCACGCGCACAUCGCAAAAAAUUCUCCACUGGCAGUCUGUCCUACAAAGACGGAACACAAGAUGACACAUCCACCAUAGCAGUGGCUCCACCUGUCUGGUGCACUGCUGCAGAGCCCUUGGAGGAGCACCAUGUGGCCCAGUUGUUGAGGCGUUUCUCCACCGACCUCAGCCUGGGCCGCCACCUCUCUCUGGACAGGGCGCUGGCCCACCACCUCCACCAGUGCUCCUACCACCUCCGCCUCUUCCGAAACUGGCUCAUCUCCGGCCAGGACCCCCUAGAGUACUUCUACGGCUUCGAAGGCUGCUCCAUGGUGCCGUCCAUCUAUCCUCUGGAAACGCUGCACAACUCGCUGUCGCUAAAACAGGUCAACGAGUUCCUCGCCGGCGUGUGCGAGAGCGCAGGGGAUCCACAAGCGAGAACGACCAGAGCUCUGACGGCCAUGUUUGACACACACAACCAGCCGUCAGUGGACUCGUACAUCCCUCAGAGAGUCCUUUCAUCCUCCAUCUCCCUCAGAUCUCGUUCUGACAGACCUCCUUGGUACAGCAGCGGUCCCUCCAGCACAGUGUCCAGCGCCGGACCGUCCUCUCCCACCACAGCAGACACUUCUCCACGCUUCAGCUUCAGCGAGAAAAUCUCCCUCACCCCUCAGAGCAGCGAGGAAACUCACUCCUCUCAAAACAUUUCCUCUCAGCCACUGCCCGCCGUCCUCGACCCAACCUGCCCCACUGUUCCAAACCCCGGGGAAGUUCCUCUGACUCCAAACAACUCACCCGAGGACGAUGCUGAGCACGCCGCUGUCACUGGUAAUCCUGAGUGUUCACAGGAAGGGCCAGAGGUGGCUCCCGCAACAGUGGACACCAUCACUGGUGUCGUUUCAGAUCCUGGCAUGAGGCCGCCCUGCUCUGGGUUAGCUGAGCUCACUCUGGGUCGGAUGGAGGGUUACUGCCUCCCAGGAUCUCUGCCUGUGCUGUUGGAGCUCAGGGAGAGCAGCAGUGAGGCGGGCUCCAGCUCCCAGACGCCUCAGUCUCCUGAGGGACCUGACGAGUUCUUUGACACUCAGGAGUCGAUGGAGUUGUGGAUGGACAGUCCGGAGAGUCUCCCCCGUCCUGAGACGCCUCUGGAGGUCGGAACAACUCACACAGCGGAGCCGUAGGGCCGCAGAGACUCAUAUCUGUCAGAAACUACUGCGGUUACAUCUAAAACUGAAUUCCUCUGGGAUUAUCUUGACGUUACAUCAUCAUACUCUCAGUCAUGAUGCAUCGUACUGAGCUACAGCUGACCUGACCUCCCACCUGCUCCAGCUCAGUGACUGUGUGUUGAGUAAUACUGAUUGGGCAGCUGGUUUUCACACUCGGCUCUGUGUUGGGGAAACAUGUGACAGGUGCCCCUCGAGCUGUUCAUUGCCUUUAAAAUGACGCUGGUGACCCACCAGUGACGCCGCUGAUCCUCCGCCGGGAGUCCGCUGGGUCAGCUCAUCAUUCUGUUAAUGUGUAGGAAGCCACUUGUUGUAAGGUGAAGCUUUAUUGUCCAGUUUAUCUGUUACUGUCUCUAACAUGCUGUUGCACUAACUGUUUCCUUAAAGCUGUGUCAAUCCAUGUUUGGCCACUAGGGGGCAAAAACUCCCAGCGACCCACAGCCGUGCCCUGAUAUUAGAAGACACCUUAAAAACUGUAGAGCUGCAAUGAUUAGUCAGUUUAAAGAAAAUUAAUUGCCAUUUACUUUGAAGGUUGAGUAAAGCUGCUGUAAGUGAUACGUUUUUUUCAAAGAUAAGUGUUAAAUUGCUCUUUGAUCCAGCUGUUAUCACUGUUACAAACUGAUAUUAUCAAGCAAAACUAUCCAACAUUUUCUGGUUCCAGCUUCUCGCAUGUGAGCAUUUGCAGCUUUUCUUUAUCAUUUAUGACAGUAAAUGAAGAGUAUAUGCCAACAGAGUGGCAAAGGAGUUGUGCUUCACGAAUGCAGGUAUCAAAAACCAGGUGCUCUUUGGAUCCAAGGUCAUGUUACGACAGGUGUGACUUUGCUUUGUGAUCAGUAAGUUAUAACCAAAAAAUACCAGAGAACACAGCUUCAGGUAGAGAUUCUCUGUGUUGUGCAGGAAUCUGAUUGUUGGUUUCAGUGAGCAGUCUCCAUUUCUAAACUAACAUUAAGUAUUGUUAAGAGUUGAGAGAUGCAGUGAGACGAGGCUGUCGCAGAAAAUCUGACCCGAGUCCUUCGCAACGAAACCGACAGUUCAGCAGCAUCAAACCCCUGAAACCGGUUCUGUCCACAGACUCGUACAGACGACAGAGACGAGGAAGGUCUAAUAUUCCACAUCAUGUUACAAUCUGCUCAUAUAUUAUAUAAAACGUGAGUUUGUUAUACAUGUUAGUUACUACAAACUGUUACAUAGAGCCUCUUAAGCCUCUCCUACAUUUUUACAAACCUUGAUAUUUUUCAGUUGAGACUUAUUGAUCACAAAGCAAAGUCCAGCCUCCCUUUUUUUAUUUUAGUUAAAGAAGAGUCUGUGUUUUAGACAGUAGAAGUAAUUUGAAAAUGUCACUUUGGGAUCUUAACAUUUUAUAGACUAAACGAUUAAUCAUGGAAAUAAUCAGCAGAUUAAUCGAUAUGAAAGUACUCAGUCAGCUGCAGCCCAACAGCUACGACUGAUCAGAUCAUAAUCCCAUGAUGAUUUGAUUCACUCUGCUCUGGUUUUGCUCCCCAACAAAUCCAGACGAGAAUAUCUGACAUUUUUAGCUGCCAGAAGUUCCACUGUGUUCUGUCAGUCAGCCAUUUUGUGCCGGGCAGGUGGUGUACAGAGGAUUUAUACAGGCUAGCAGAGAGCGACGAGUCUUAAUGUGCUAAAGUAAGACGAGAAAAGAGACGAAAAAGAAAACAUGUUACAUUCGUGUGUUCUGUUGGUUCAUUGUGACCAUGAUGAUGUUCAUUAAUGGAGCUUUAAAUUGUGUAAGUGUGUGUGGCGUCUCUCUCACCUUGGACAGCUGCAGUAGUGAAGUUUCAGCUUUCAUAUCGUCCAUCACAGUCAGGUGACGUGAUAACCUGCCACCAUCAGUCGGCCGUCGUGCUUCAUCAUCGCUGUGGAAACUUUUCUGUUUCCUUUUUUAAAAUGACUCGCAGUGCAAAACAAACACAAUCCAGUCUGAAACUCUCCUGCUCCUCAUCAUCCGCCAGCGUCUGUCCUGUGCUGAGCUCCUGUAGCGCUAUAAGUCGAGUCCUGCAUCUGUGAUUUAAACAAAACAAAACGAGCUGAAUGACAGCAGCUGAAUCUUAGUUACUGCCAGCUAAUUGUUUAAUCUCCAGGUCCGACCGUGUGUGCACUGCUUACUGCCAAAGUCCUUAAGCCUCAUCGAAGAUUUAAUAUAAUCAGUAGGGACUGAUAGAAAGAGGAAAUAAUAUUUAUUUUGAAAUUGAAUCUUGAAAAAUGAAAAAAAAAAAAGGUCUGAUAUUUUUGAUACCCACAUCAGAUAUUUAAUUGUACCAUAGCUGUUGUAUAUUUUUUGUAAAAUCACCUCAUGAUGUGGGAAAAUCUGAAAGCUAAUCUCUCUCGUGUUAUCACUGAACAAACAGGAGGGGAAAUUUACAUUAAACGUGCUUUUAUUGUGGCGAGCAGUAAUGUAGCAGGUGUGUGUGUGUGCGCGUGUGUGGGAUGGGGGGGAGGGGGAGUGCACACACACCUGGGAAGUCAUUCAGGUAGAAGAGUGCUGAGGUGCAAUUCUGUGCUGAGUCAGCAGGAUUUCAUGUUACAUUUCGUUGUACUGUAGAGGUGAAAACACAACUGUGACCUGUCAGCCUGUGUGUGUGUGUCUGUGUCUGUGUGUGUGUGUGUGUGUGUGUGUGUCUGUGUGUGUCUGUGAGUGUGUGUGCACAUCAUAGCGCUGUUUGCUUAAAGGGUCAAUUCACUCAAACGAAAUAAAAAAAACAUCCCAACAGUU